Messenger RNA from Acanthosepion pharaonis, 777 nucleotides. The record is from the annotation of a GenBank genome assembly. NCBI's taxonomy places the organism in Eukaryota, Metazoa, Mollusca, Cephalopoda, Sepiida, Sepiidae.
AUGUACAGUAAACAGGCUACUCUCUCUUUCUUCAUAUCAAACAGCCCUCUCUGCCUAUUUAACAGGCUACUCUCUCUUUCUUCAUAUCAAACAGCCCUCUCAUGCCUAUUUAACAGGCUAUCUCUCUUUUUCUUCAUAUCAAACAGCCCUCUCUGCCUAUUUAACAGGCUAAACUCUUUUCUUCAUAUCAAACAGCCCCCUCUGCCUAGCUAUAUAUCUUUCUUCAUAUCAAAUGCCUCUCUCCUAUUUAACAGGCUACUCUCUCUUUCUUCAUAUCAAACAGCCCUCUCUGCCUAUUUAACAGGCUACUCUCUCUCAUCAUAUUCAAGUUCUCUCUUUCUCUCUAUUAUUUUUCAUUUCUUGUCUCUUCUGUGUUUCUCUUUAUCUCUCUCUGAGAUCUGUGUGUGUAUUUGUCUGGUCCUAUCUAUCUCUAUACAUAGUGGUUUUCUUCCCUUCAUUUGUACCAGAAUUUUCUUUUAUUUUUGUAUCUAUUUCUUCCACUUUUUCUUUCAUUCAUUUUUUUUCUUCUUCUCUCCUCCUCUUAAUCAUUUUACUAACAUUCCCUCAUUUAAUCCUUGUUUCUUUUCUCUUGCCUGUUCUUUCCCUUCUCUUUUUCUUUUUUCUCUUUUUUCAAACUUCUUUCUAUUUCCACAUUCUUUCUCGACUUCUUCCUUUCUCUCAUCACAUCUCUUUUUCCUCUAUUUUCUUCCACCUCUUCUAAUCAGUCUCCUAAAUCUUUUUUUUUCUGUCUUUGUUCACUCACCUCUCUUUUCCUGA